AUAAUAGAAAGAAAACACACGAGAAACGAGAGCAAUGUUGUAAUGGUGGAGGUUUGUUUGGGAAUCGCGAUGUAAUCCGUUUAUUCUGCACAUUUCCGAAUUGACCAUACUUCAAAACUCUCUUCAAACGUGCUAAAAAGUUCCGUUGUUCGAUUCGCGUGAUCAUUCAACCGCGUUUAAGUGAAAAACUUUUUGUGUACAGUGGUGUGUUCAAUGUCCGCGAUGUUUGCAUUUGAAAAGACGAAAAUGUGGUGAUUUUCUGUACGAAAUCGUCGCUGUUUUCAAUUAAAAACGCGUCUAUGUUAAGUGAACGGUAGUUUUUGGUGGUAAUGAUGGAGGGCCAUAUCGAACGGGAGUCAGGAGCCUUAGGCGGACUCUUCCAGCAGAUAAUACAGGACAUGAAGAAUGGAAUGCCACUUUGGGAGGAUUUAAUCGCGAAGGCGACGAAACUUCACUCUUCAUUGAAGGCGACAAUCUUGGCGGUCACAGCCUACUUGGAAGCAUUCCAGAAGAUUGCAGAUUCCGCCACCAAUGCCAGAGGAGCAACUAGAGAAAUUGGUACUGCCUUAACGAGGAUUUGUUUGAGGCAUAAAGCCGUUGAAGCAAGAAUGAAAACUUUUACCAGUACAAUUAUGGAGUUUUUAAUAAUUCCCCUGCAAGAAAAAUUAGAAGACUGGAAAAAAACUGUACUUAAUCUCGAUAAAGAACAUGCCAAAGAUUACAAAAGAGCGCGAGCCGAGUUGAAAAAACGCUCCACUGACACCUUACGUUUGCAAAAGAAGAUGCGAAAAGGUGCAGGAGGCGAUUUACAAAAGCGGCUAGAAUGCGGCCUCCAGGAUGUAACCGAGAGACGGCAAUUACUCGAAGAAACAGAAAAACACGCCGUUAGAGCGGCCUUAAUCGAGGAACGUAGCCGAUUUUGCACUUUCGUGGGGUUGUUGAAGCCGGUUGUUGAUGAAGAAGUGGCCAUGUUGACUGAAAUGUCGCACUUACAAGAAGCCGUGCAACAGUUGGAGAAACAUACAACUGAUCCUUCGACUCUUCCGCCGGCAUCCGAGCAAGUCAUUGCUGAUUUGAAGAGUUCGGACAGCGGAUGGUCGUUUCAGACACCGCCGUCUUCGCCUUCCAGUCUUGGCUCCAGGAAGUCAUCGAUGUGUUCAAUUAGCUCAUUAAACAGUUCCUCGUCGGGGAGUUCGAAGAAUCAUCACUCACCGAGUCAUCCACAUUGGCAAAGAUCGUUGUCGCAGCCUGUAGGUCGUAGCGGUACUAUCCGAUACAUGUCUGUCUCUAGCCAGGAUUCCGGAUUUACGUCACAAGAUACUUUGUAUCCCAGACCGCCGUCGUCGUUAAGUGUUGCUCAGGUCUCCAACAUGUCUGAACACAGUAGCAACAGUAGCAGUUCAAGUACUCCAUGCACUCCCUUCCCAGCAACCGUCAUUCCAGCCACAACAUCGACAUGGCCCAACUUACAAGAGACCAUGCAGUUCGAAAGAGCCGCUUCGGCCAUCAUCAACGACCGUCCUCAUACCAUUUCUUCAGCGUAUGAAAAAGGUCAUCAAAGGCCUCCUCUUACAGUGUACACAUUCCAAGCACCUGACCAGAGUCUUUCGCAACCGGUGAGUCCAGUCACUUCCAUAACGCCAACAGAGAAUAACAACAAAAUGAUACCACCGAAGAGUCCAACAACUUCCAUUAAAUCACUUCAGAGUAAGCCACCGUUGCCAACUAGAUGUUCGUCUUUGGAGCGUCCCAGUGGCCCUAACGUUCCCGCCAAGACUAUAGCGGAAAUGCAGGGCGUUCGAGUACUUCCCCCAACCACCUCCGAACAAAUGCUAGUGAAAAAGCCAUCGUCUCUUCCAGCCCACUUGACCAAGAAUGUUGUCCAGCCGACCUACGUCAACAUGCACGAGUUGGCCAGCAUGGCCGCCAAAAAGGCGCAAGAGAUGUCCCUUCCGCCGCCCCCGGCCGACUUCAUAGGUUCGCCCGCCACCGAGAAAGCGUCCACUGAAGGUGAGAAAGAUGGCAGCACUAGCGAAAGCUCGUUAGAAUCGUCUAGCGGCUACGGAAGUCAGACCACUUUUACUGCCGAAGAUCCCGCCCACGCUGAAGAUGUUAACGAAUCGGCUAUGAAGUAUUGCACGCUUCCACGCAACAGUGACUUCAAUUCUGCACGAAGAAGGCCUCUAUCCAUGACAGCUAUUUAUUCGACCGGAACGAUUCGAAGUUCAUUAGCUCGUCGAGCUUCGAUGCAAGCUAACAAGCCGCCACCGCCAAUCCGCCGCACAUCUUCCAUAACCAACACUUCCACUGCAACCCAACCUUCAGCGAUGGGAAGUCUCGAAAACCUUCCUCCACCACCGGCUUUCCUCCUCGAACCUUCCACCCAACAACAGCAACAACAAAAACAUACAGGAAUAAAAGUCGCCGAAACUGUCAAAGCCCUUACCGAACUAAAACACACCCCAGCCAGCCCCAACUCCAUCAGACGCAUGUCGGCCUCUUCCCAGUCCAUUUAUCAAAGUCACAGCACAACACCCACGAAUCAACAAGGACCGGUCUUGAGCACUUUUCAGAGCCAGACCAAAGUCUCAUACGUUUCGCAAUCUGGGGGCGUCGUCUACGCUCAACCCUCGCAAGUCUUAUGCGGUAGUCCUACGGCGACUCGCCGGGUUAACAGUUUCCGGUCGCAGAGCGCCGAACGCAGAUCAGGGCCGGUUGGAGUAAAUUCCAACUUUAUAGCGUCGUUAAGUGCGAAGUUGGCACCAAAUCUGAGUCCCCGUACCGCUCGCAGGCAUUCCGAAGAUUUGGUGCAAUCGCCACCGACCAAACUUGUCCAAAGAGGACCGGGUCAGAGCUUCCUAGAUUCGCUGAAUGCUAAAUUAGCGCAACAACAUAUCAGUAAUAGCACUCAAGCGACGCAGCACAAGGCAACUAAAAUAAGACAGAUCAUCAACAGUAAAGCUCAGCCUGACCCGAAAGUGUGUCACGAAUCGCUCAUGGAUCAAAUCAAGAGAGGGGCAACCUUGCGAAGAGCCGAAGUGAUUAACGACAGAUCGGCACCAAAGAUUUAUUAAGACAAUAUUUUCAAUAGAUGCUCCAGUAUAAUGCUUACUAAUUAAAUCCGUUAAUCGAUAUAGCGUAACUUAAGCAAUUCAUGUUAAAACAAGUUCAAUUAACUCGUAGUGCGCUGUCUUAUUAACGUCCAUUAUAUAAAUCUGACUGAAUUAUUUUUGUAUUGCAUAGUCAACAUAGUAUUAUUCUAUAGGACUGAUGUUAAGUGUUUGUAAAUCUUUUAUAUAAUAUUUAUUUAUUGUCCUUUUUUAUGUCACAAGUUUUGUUGCAGUCGUAAACUUGGAUUUGUGUUUAGAGAGUUUAACUUUUAUGUAAAUAAGUAUAAAGGGAUAAGUAAUAUAUUAAAGGUAGCGUAACUCAUGUCAGGCACAAACUAUGUGUGUUAAGGGUUAUUUUAGCAGUAAAUUUUUUUUUUGUUAUUUUUGAUUCAAAUUCUGUUCGUGAAUUUUGGAUGUGAAGUAUGAACGAUUUUUUUUUAUGUAUAUAGGAAUAUUCUUACGUCUUACACUAAAUGUAUUUUUGAGGUCCUUGCUGUCUAGAAUUCAGUAAUCAUUAACAUUUCAUAUUCAUAAUUGUAUAAGGUUCAUGUUAAGCAGUGAUAACGUUUAAAUACUGAAAAAAAAAAACAUUUUGCUUACGUUGUGUUGUGUAUGGAAUAAAUUUAAAAAAUAAAACUUAUUUUUAGUCGG
Messenger RNA from Tribolium madens (black flour beetle), 3761 nucleotides. Its product is annotated as protein MTSS 1. Gene Ontology annotation, cellular component: actin cytoskeleton; cytoplasmic side of plasma membrane. The record is from RefSeq and is a predicted model, not a curated record. Bases 330 to 3074 code for a protein of 914 amino acids. The transcript has 17 exons. Gene Ontology annotation, molecular function: actin binding; phospholipid binding. Lineage: Eukaryota; Metazoa; Arthropoda; Insecta; Coleoptera; Tenebrionidae. Gene Ontology annotation, biological process: plasma membrane organization; cell projection assembly.